AUGAGGACGCAGGACGUUCGAACGCUCGCUCUGAUUCUCUGCGUGCUUGUUUACCUGUUUGUGGGAGCUGCGGUUUUUGACGUGCUGGAAUCGGACAGCGAGAGCUUCAGGAACAAAGUCCUCGAGGAGAAAAUCGUAGAAAUGAAACGGAAGUUCGGCUUCGCGGAUGAGGAUUAUAACGAAAUCGAGAGCGCGGUGCUCCUGUCCAAACCUCACCGCGCCGGACGGCAGUGGACGUUUGCGGGAUCUCUCUACUUUGCUAUUACAGUCAUCACGACUAUAGGAUAUGGCCAUUGCACACCCCGCACAGAUUCUGGUAAAGUGUUCUGCAUGUGCUACGCUGUCCUGGGCAUUCCCCUGACGCUCGUCAUGUUCCAGAGCGUGGGUGAGCGCAUGAACACACUGGCACGCUACCUGAUGCGCGGGAGCUGUAGGUGUGUGGAUCUGCGUGGCACGGGCGUGUCCGUGGGCAGCAUGGUGUCGGUGGGCUUUCUGACCUGCUUGAGUACUCUGUGCAUGGGGGCGGUGGUCUUCUCCUACUUCGAGGGCUGGGGUUACUUCCAUGCCUGCUACUUCUGUUUCGUCACGCUCACCACCAUCGGCUUCGGGGACUUCGUUGCCCUCCAGAAUAAAGGAGACUUGGAGAGGAAGGCUCUGUACGUGGCCUUCACGUUCGUGUACGUUCUCGUUGGCCUAAGUGUGAUUGGCGCGUUCCUUAAUCUCGUGGUGCUGCGCUUCCUUACCGGAAACUCUGACGAGGAGGGCGGCAGAAGGAGGGUGAGCCGGGCGGAGCUCGGAGCACGGCCCCGCGGAAGAGGCUGGGGAAGGGGAGAGCAUUUGGCGUCCGUCCAGUCUGCUGCACAGAACGGACACGGCAGCCAAAGCAGCCUCUCCAUGCCUGUGGCUGGGGGGAGCAGCUGCACCAACCUUAUUACUCCUCUAUGCAUUCAGGGCCCAGGCUCCAAAAGGAGAGCCAAGCCCCACUUACCACCUGGAUCUCAUCUCUGCUCUCUCCGGCCGUGGAUGUGCUAUGGGCCGCCUGCCUGCGACAGCCUGAGUCUGGCCUCCUCGCAGUCCGAGUUCCCGGGAUGUCACUCAAACCCUGUCUUUUACAGCUCUGUUUCUUACAGGGUGGAGGGGACAUCGUACUGUGGGUCUGGAUGCAGCUCAGCUCUGGGCUCUCCUACUGGCCUUCUGAUCCCGGAUCAGUAUAGCUCCUGUAGGAGGAGGAAAUCUUUGUAAACAGCUGCUAUGAAUGAUGGUAUGUGAAUGACUAUUUUUGUAGCGGAUUUUGAAAGUAGAUUUUGUGAAGAGGAAAGCGGCACCAAGCUUAGAAAGUUGGCUAAUCUCAACCUAAGCUUUCAGGUUCACUUUUUGUUUUCAUUUGCUUGUCAUUGUUUUUGACUCAUGUGUGCCACAUAUGAAUUUGUAAAAAGAAUAUCUUGGUAUAGCCUAUUUAUAUUCGGUGAUGUAGCAAAAAAGUUGUGUGUAGGCUGUUCUAGCACUUUUGUGUAUUAAUGUUAGCAAAUUCCAUUUUGUCUCACUUGUCUCCAAAGC
Molecule: messenger RNA, 1557 nt
Organism: Electrophorus electricus (electric eel)
Lineage: Eukaryota; Metazoa; Chordata; Actinopteri; Gymnotiformes; Gymnotidae
Product: potassium channel subfamily K member 15-like
Biological process (GO): stabilization of membrane potential; potassium ion transmembrane transport
Cellular component (GO): plasma membrane
Molecular function (GO): outward rectifier potassium channel activity; potassium ion leak channel activity
Source: RefSeq, a predicted model, not a curated record